Hippocampus comes (tiger tail seahorse) is the source of this 1988-nucleotide messenger RNA. Its product is annotated as beta,beta-carotene 9',10'-oxygenase-like. Gene Ontology annotation, cellular component: mitochondrion. The coding region runs from base 459 to 1925 and encodes 488 amino acids. The record is from RefSeq and is a predicted model, not a curated record. Gene Ontology annotation, biological process: carotene catabolic process; retinal metabolic process. Gene Ontology annotation, molecular function: beta-carotene 15,15'-dioxygenase activity; carotenoid dioxygenase activity. The transcript is spliced from 11 exons. Lineage: Eukaryota; Metazoa; Chordata; Actinopteri; Syngnathiformes; Syngnathidae.
GACCCCCGAUCCGAUCCCCGCUGAGGUGCAAGGGACCAUUCCCCACUGGAUCAAUGGCAGCCUGCUCCGAAACGGCCCGGCAAAGUUUGAGUUUGGAGACACUCAGUGAGUUGAAUCCAACCCCACUGAAAAACAUCUGCGUGUCGGGCAGGAUUUACACUGCAGGUCCGAGUGCCCAAUUCUGCAGACACCCGAAUCGCACGUAAAUAAUCUCUACAAGCGUCAGUGCUGGACAGUUGACAGCAAGAAAGUAAAUGAUGUUAGCCUUCAUCAAUAAAACGUUCAGUUGGCUUGGGCUAACUCCCUAAAGCAGGAGUGCCCGAGUCAGAUCCUUGAGAACAGAAGCCACUGAUAAAAAUCCUGAUCAUUUGAAUCAGGUAUGUCGGAGGAGGGAGACAUCUAAAACAGGCUGGACAAGGGUGUUCUUGAGGAUCUGAAGGUAUCAAAUUCCAGAAUAGAUGCAGAAUUGUCUCUUUAACGAUGCAGUCUACAACCAUUGGUUUGAUGGGAUGGCCAUGCUCCACAAGUUCAAGAUGGAGAAAGGCCAGGUGACGUACAUGAGUCGCUUCCUGCGCAGUGACGCCUACAAGAAAAAUAGCGAGCGGGACCGAAUCAUGGUGUCUGAAUUUGGUACCGUGGCAAUGCCCGACCCUUGUCAAAACAUCUUCCAGAGAUUCUUCUCUCACUUUGAGAUCAUAAAGCCCACAGACAAUGGCAACGUCAACUUGAUGAAAUACAAAGGGGACUACUACGUCAGCACAGAGAGCAACUUCAUGCACAGAGUGAACCCGGAGAGCUUAGAAACACUGGAACAGGUUGACUGGAGCACAUUUGUUGCCGUGAAUGGAACCACCGCGCACCCUCACCACGACCCCGACGGCACCUGCUUCAAUAUGGGCAACUCCUACGGAGGCAAAGGAAGCAUGUACAAUAUCAUCCGUGUACCUCCUGAGAAGUUCAAUGCUGAAGACACACUGCAAGGUGCUAAAAUUCUCUGUUCCAUUGCGCCCGCAAACUUUUCCCAACCCUCCUACUACCACAGCUUUGCCAUGUCGGAAAACUAUGUGGUGUUCAUUGAGCAGCCGAGUAAAAUAGACCUGAUCAAGUUAGUCACGUGUAAGAUGAGGGGCAAGGCGUUCUGCGAAGUCAUUUAUUGGGACCCCAAUCUGGAAACUAUCCUGCAUCUCAUCGACAAGCGUACGGGCAAGGCCAGUCCAGUGAGGUACUACACCAAAGCUUUCUUCAACUUCCAUCAGAUCAACGCCUUUGAAGAGGAUGGAUUCUUCAUGCUAGACCUGUGUUGCUAUGGCGACGGCCAAGCCCUGGACAUCUACUACCUUCAGAAUUUACGCAAGUCGGGAGAAGCACUAGAUGAGGUGUAUAACAGCACGAGCCGAGCUUUUCCUCGCCGCUUUGUUUUACCCCUUCACGUGACCGAUGACACGCCAACUGACCAAAACCUGAACACUCGUCCUUCCAGUACAGCAACGUGUGUUAAAAAAAGCAACACCAAGGUGUUCUGCCAACAUGAGGAUCUCCAUGGCGAUGACCUUUACAAGUACGGUGGCCUGGAGUUCCCCCACAUCAACUACGAGCGAUACAACACGCGACCUUAUCGGUAUUUCUACGGCUGCGGCUUCAGACACAUUUUUGGAGACUCGCUUCUCAAGGUGGACCUCAACGACAAAACGCUUAAGGUGUGGCAUCAGAAGGGUCUCUUCCCAUCGGAACCGGUGUUUGUACCCUCACCGGAUGCCACGGAGGAGGACCAUGGCGUCAUCCUCUCCGUGGUUCUCUGCCCCUCGCAGGAUAAAGCCACAUUCCUCCUGGUUUUGAAUGCCAAGACGUUUGAAGAGUUGGGAAGAGCCAAAGUACCUGUCAACAUGCCCUAUGGCCUCCACGGUGUCUUCAAUGCAUCUGCUUGAAUGAAUUUGUUAGAGGUUUCAUCAAAAAUAAAACUAAAAAAAAAAAUCUAAAUCCAAAAACAU